Anthostomella pinea is the source of this 1182-nucleotide messenger RNA. The record is from the annotation of a GenBank genome assembly. NCBI's taxonomy places the organism in Eukaryota, Fungi, Ascomycota, Sordariomycetes, Xylariales, Xylariaceae.
AUGGAUCCUCCGCAAAACCAAGAGUCUGCUUUGGCCGACGACGGCAGUGAUGAUGCGAGUGACAAGUACAUUGAGGCUUUUGGCCACCGGUACCAUCACUCGGGCGAGAUAUUCCUGCCGUUUGACGAGGACGAACAACGCCGUAUGGAGAUCCAGCACCGACUUUUCAGACGCUGUUUGAACGGUGACUUGACAGCCACCAGACUUCCACUGGAGAUCGAGCGAAUCCUGGACUUGGGCAGUGGCACUGGCGUCUGGCCCUUCGAGAUGGCUGCACGUUACCCCCAGGCCAAAAUCACGGGCAUCGAUGCAUCGCCCAUACAAAGGACCAAUGCUGUACCACCCAACGUCGAAUUCGUCAUCGAUAACCUCGAAAACCCGUGGCCUUGUCCUCCGGCAUCUCUAGACCUUGUCCAUGCACGGAGCAUCGCUGGAGGCGUACGAAACUGGCCGGGCUUGUUGAAGCAAGCUUACGACAAGCUGAAACCCGGCGGGCUGUUCGAGCUGGCUGAGAUAGCUAUCCAAAUUAGCGAUUUUGAUCGCAAGUUUCAGGAGGCCGAGAUAUGCCCUGACUUUCUGAGGACUUGGCGCGACCUCAGCAAGAAAGUAGGCAUGGAGUUCGACCCCACGCCUCACGCUCCCGGCUGGUUACUUGAAGCUGGUUUCGAGAAGAUCGUGCAACGGAGCGAGAUCCUACCGCUUGGUAAUUGGGCAAAGGAUGAUAAGCUGAGAGACCAACAGGCCUUGAUGAAUGAGAUAUUAUCCAAACAACCAUUGCGGCUUGUUAUUCGUGAAGAAUGGUUGGACGAGGUCCGAGUUCGAUGCUACGGCACCUACGUUCUUGCAGGACAUACACAAAGUGCCGGCCAGGCUUUAUACUACAGCUGUCUUUACGACUGCAAGGAAGCCGCGUCAGAAGUAGAAGCAGCAACAAGCGGUUCGCGGAGCCUCUACUCUGAGGUCGACAUCACAAUGCCAAUGCGUCAUUCGUCCUGUCGGAGCAGCGCACAGGUCUACAAGGAUAAGAGUAGUGUCGGUUACCAAGGGCCGGUUCGCACUCUCUGCUCGGCAUUCGGAGUCGACACAUCUGGAGUCGACAUGAUGAUACAGACAAGAGUCUCGGGCGCAAGCCAAUCACCCACGCUCCGCUCAUCGGCCGUCCUCGUUGGAGACGUACCGUAG